Molecule: messenger RNA, 510 nt
Organism: Dovyalis caffra
Lineage: Eukaryota; Viridiplantae; Streptophyta; Magnoliopsida; Malpighiales; Salicaceae
Source: the annotation of a GenBank genome assembly
AUGGGGAAUAGAUUAAAUCGCGUCUGGGUGAUGGAGAAAGGAGAAUCCAGUAUGCAAAAUAAAGAAAAUGGGGAGGGGACAAAGCAGAAAGUUAUGGGUGUAGAAGUGAAGGAUAUGGAAGAGGACAAGGAAACUAAGUCUAAGGAAGUUAUCGAUAAAGGUAAGGCUGAUCAGCAGGCUGAGUCAAGCAUGGUAAUUACUAACCAAUUUACAGUAUUGGAGUUAGCAGAGGACUCAAGAUGUUUAGAGCUGGAAGGUAAUAAAAACAUGAAGGCUAAUCCUAGUAUUGGUGGUGAUACCUUAGCUAAACCAGGGAAUGGGGGUGCCUCAACUUUUAUCAAAACAUGUAAGGAGCGAGCAAGAGGCUGGAAAGUGGCAUCUUCAUAUGAGAAAUCGGUUGCCAAUGAAUUUUUAGGGGUUACGGACACUGAUUGGGAUAUAUGUAAUACAAAUAGAGGAAAGGAGUUAAUGAAGGGCCAGCCAAUGGGGAAAGCAAUUAAUGUGAGAUAG